GUAGCUGGAAGGCGACUCUGGUGACUGCAUCACGCAAGGCCCAGGAGAUAUUGCUGUGUAUGAAGAAGCUUUCGUUGUUGCGAUUAUAGGGCCUUGAGAACCCACGGUUCUCCGUUCUCAAGUCCCCGCAUUCCGGAACUGACCGUGGAUCAAUUGGCAGAAGAACUGUUCAUCAUCACCCACACUGCUCGCCUCUUCUGAGUUCACCUUGGAGAUAGACAUGCUUGGGCUACAUGACGCCGUCAAACCCACGGAUCUGAUACUCGAAAAAGCACCAGAUCUACGACUUCGUGCGCACUACCGUUCCUGGACUGACGUGUAUACACGACUGAGCUAGACCGCACCCCUGCCCAGCUGAGGCGGCAUCUUUGAAGCUCAUUCAGCAUGCAUAUCGCCUUUCUUUGAUGCUCAGGUCGCAAGCUCCUCAUCUCGGCACUCUUGUCGGUUGCGCAUUUGUCAAGAUUGGUGCGUUCGCAACAGUGCGGCUCCUGACGUCCGCAUUCCCCAGCGCUCCGCGGUCAAUGGGGUUGCAAUACACCCCAUCGCGCCGCGCCUCAAGCCCACAAGGUGCGUAUCGCUUUGACAUUCAAGUGAUGUACUUUAUCAUACCUUCCGCCCCUUCCGCCUUCUGCUUCGAGGUAUAUGGGUUCCAGAGCUAGGUGCGGAGCUGGCAUGUGUGGCGCCGUUUGGCAGCGAAGUACUACAAGCCGGAUAGGCGACGGUUUGCUUUUCAUUUGCGUUCGUCAGCAUCGCCACAAAAGGCUGUGUUGCGAAGGCGGAUCCCGCGAUGCACGACCACGCCACGGCAGAGCACACCUGACAGCCGCGUCGGGGACCCUAUGGAGAUGACUGUUGCACAGCCCUCGGGACGAGGGUGCCCACGACGCGGAACGAGUGACGGGCGCGCAAGACGCGCUCCCGGCGGAUUCCGUCGGGCCCGUCGUCUCAUAUACGGCCGAUUCCCAGACAAGCUCUGUCGGCGCGGACGUGUUAGGCUGGGCAACGGGCGUCCGCGAUGUCGCCGGAGCGAUCAACUUGGUCGUCGUGGUCUGCGCGUUCCGGUCUCUUCGCAUCGUCCUAGCGCGGAGAAGCUCGUCGAUGCCUUUUUUUCUUGUUCUUGCGGCGGACGAGGCCCGGU
Phanerochaete carnosa HHB-10118-sp is the source of this 1138-nucleotide messenger RNA. RefSeq lists its product as uncharacterized. The transcript has a single exon. NCBI's taxonomy places the organism in Eukaryota, Fungi, Basidiomycota, Agaricomycetes, Polyporales, Phanerochaetaceae. The record is from RefSeq and is a predicted model, not a curated record. Bases 405 to 659 code for a protein of 84 amino acids.